GUGGCUCAUGUGACUGAGAGUGUAGUGAGCAGUGAGAUGAGGGUGGAUGGAGCUGGACAGCUGUAGAGGGGAAGGUGAGGUGUGCUCUCUGUCUGUGCAGGUUUAGAGAUGCCUUCCAAUAAAUCCGUGUCUGAUGCCCCCAUCACCCAGUUCAGGAACUGCCGCAUCCUCAGGGAGCACACACUGCAGUGGGAGGAUCUAUGGGUGCGACAGGGGAAGAUCCUUAAUCCUGAAAAGCUUUUCUUUGAUGAGAAAGGGGCUGCUGAUGUCAAGGUGGACUGCCAUGGAAGAAUCAUUGCACCGGGAUUUAUUGACACACAGAUCAAUGGUGGCUUCGGUGUGGAUUUUUCCCAGGAAACAGAUAACGUUAAAGAAGGGAUUUCUCUGGUUGCUCGUAGCAUCCUGUCACACGGAGUGACCUCUUUCUGUCCGACCCUGGUGACAUCGCCCACAACGCUUUACCACAAGGUGAUUCCUCAGAUAACUGUGAAUGCUGGAGGUCCACAAGGAUCUGGAGUGCUGGGUGUCCACCUGGAAGGUCCGUUCAUCAGCUCGGAGAAGAAGGGAGCCCAUCCGGAGCACUGUCUACGGUCGUACAGGGAGAGGGGUUUCUCAGAAUUAAUGGACACUUAUGGGACCCUAGAUGGGGUCAGCAUUGUGACUUUGGCCCCAGAAAUGGAAAAGAGUAAAGAGGUGAUCGAGGAACUAGUACAGCGCGGAAUGCGUGUCUCCUUAGGUCACUCCGUGGCUAAUUUAUCUCAGGCAGAAGAUGCUGUGAAUUACGGGGCUUCAUUUAUUACUCAUCUCUUCAAUGCCAUGCUACCGUUCCACCACCGAGAUCCCGGCAUUGUGGGGCUGUUGACAAGUGACCGCAUUCCACCUGGGAGGACAGUUUAUUAUGGGAUGAUUGCAGAUGGAAUCCACACAAACCCUGCUGCACUCAGGAUUGCACACCGCGCACACCCUAAUGGUCUGGUUCUGGUGACAGACGCCAUCACAGCCAUGGGUCUUGGACCUGGUAAACACACUCUGGGCCAGCAGGAAAUCCUCAUUGAUGGGUUUAAUGCCUAUGUGGCUGGGACACAUACACUGGCAGGCAGCAUUGCUACAAUGGAUACGUGUGUGCGGCACUUCCAUGAUGCCACAGGUUAG
Messenger RNA from Nanorana parkeri, 1152 nucleotides. It is a transcript of the gene AMDHD2, whose product is annotated as amidohydrolase domain containing 2. The transcript has 9 exons. The coding region runs from base 109 to 1152 and encodes 347 amino acids. Gene Ontology annotation, molecular function: N-acetylglucosamine-6-phosphate deacetylase activity. Gene Ontology annotation, biological process: N-acetylglucosamine catabolic process. Lineage: Eukaryota; Metazoa; Chordata; Amphibia; Anura; Dicroglossidae. The record is from RefSeq and is a predicted model, not a curated record.